AUGCAGCACUCACAGAGACUGGACCAAAAGCUUCACGUUCUCAGGGAGGAGGUCAGGACCAUGAGUCGAGAGAAAGAGCAGGUGGAGAAGGUUUGGAGGGAGCGGCUGCAGCGCUGUCAAAGGCAGUUACAGGUGAAAGAAGAUGAAAUGAUCCGUCAGUCGCAGUACUUCGAGAGCUUCAAGAGCCAACUCCAAUAUAAACUCGCACAGGGCCGGGACAGGGAGGCGGCGCUGCAAAACCGAAUCUACACUUUAGAGAAGCAACUCCUGGAUAUGACGGUGACCGCGGCCACCGGGUUAGCCACGAUGGGACCAGUGCGCAUAACUGCUGGUUCUGUUACGAACUGGGAGGUUCAGGACAAGCUGCCUCCACUGAGAGGCGAGGGGGAGGGAGAGGAGGAGAAGAAAGAAGAUCGCAAGAAGCAAUGGCCUAAAAAUUUGGAAGUGGAACGGGACAAGGACUCGGAUCAGAGCAGGCUGCAGGGCUUCAUUCUGAGUCUGCAGGAGGACCUCAGGGUGCUGCUGGAGCGCGAGGAGCAGGUCAUGACCGAACAGAGGGCACUGAUGGAGCAGCUGCACGAGGCCCAGGAGAGCAGCCAUUUUCUGGGCUGCAAAGUGGAAGAGAUGAAGUCUGAAGUGGAAUACGUAAAUCUGUCCAAGGUCUCGCUCGACGAGGAAGUGGAGGAGUUACGAGAGGAGAACCAAAGACUACAGCAAAUCCUUAGAGAGGCGGAGGACCUGCCAAACGCUGAUGUGUGCACUCAGAAGGCGGACAUCAGUGAUGAACAACCUGCUGUAGUUGCACCACAUCACCACCAGGCUGAAGCAGAGCCAUCCCAAACAGACCCAGUGGAGUCGUCCUCAGCUGCCAAAUCUGAACCCUCAUUUAUAACAGUGAACGAACCACAAACUGCAUUCGACAGCUCUGAAUCCAAGUCCAACGCAGGCUUCCAUUCGCUCGCACUGACCACAGAGACAAUAGACGAACUGAGGAUGGGAGCGUGGUGCUACAACGGCGUUUUGAACUUGGAGGAGAGCCCCGGGGAGGACUCGGAUGCCCUGAGGGAAGCCUACCACAGCUUGGGCCUCGGAGGCGAUCUCGACUUUAUAAAAGAACAGCGCGAUCGCUUUGAGGAGGCCCUGCAGCAAACACACCAGCAGCUGAAGAUGGCUGUGCUGGAAAACCAAACUUUGAGAUCACAAAUGAAACAGCAGGAAGAGGAAGCGGAAGAAUCAAGGGAGGAUUCUUCAAACGCUUUAGAUGACAGUGCUAGGUUCAGUAUCGGGUCAGACGAUCUAGUCCAGGCUUUGAAUGAAGAGAACAGAGCUUUAGCAGAGAGGAUACAGGAGCUUAGAGAGCAUAUUGAACUCAGGGAGGAGGGAAUCAUGAAGGACAAGAGGGAAGUUGAGGAGCAAAUCUGUAGAUUGGAAAUAGACGGAGCGAGACAGCAACAAGAAAUCAAUGAACAAGCCUGUUUGGUGACAGAGCUGACCAGAAAGACAGAAGACGACUUGAACACCAUCAUGGAACUGAGGCAAAAGUUGCAGGAGCAUGAGGAGCUGAGAAAGGAGACGAGACGGAAAAAGCUGUUUGGGUUUCAAUCCAAACACACACAGACUGUUUUUAGGAAAGACAACAUAGACGAAUGCGUUGACAUAGUGGUCAACUGUGUCAUUGAAAGUGAUGCAGAGCCCCAGUUUCUGUCAAAGCAAGAGAAUUUAAAAGAUGUGUCACAGGUAAAAGUCAAGUCUUCUGACAAUCCUGAAGUGAGUUUGAUGAAUGAAGAGGUAGACCGGUUAUCAAAGCUGGUGCAAAGUCUUAAAGCAGAGCACGAGGACCUCACAGGGAGAAUGAAAAGCCAAACGCUGCAGCAGAAGGAUGUAUCUCAGUCGAUUCGUACGCAGACAGAAGAGAAGCAACGUUUGACCCGGGAAGUCUGGGGACUGAAGGAGGAGAAAGAUCGUAUUUUUAAAUCCUUGUCCGGGCUGAAACAGGAGCGUGACAUGCUGGCAAGAGCGGUGUGUGGCUUCAAAGAUGAAAAACAGCAAUUUCAGAGAUCCAUGACAGGUGAGCUGAAAAGUUUGGAAGACGCCAGAGAUCAGCAACAUCUGUAUAAUAACCUGGAAGCGGAACGGGCCGAGCUGCAACAGUCUGUGUCAAGUUUGAAGGAAGAGGAGAGGAGAAUUACCUUUUCAGUGUCUCGCUUAAAACAAGAGGAGAAUCAGAUGGUUAUUUUAAAGCAACAGUUGCAUGAAGAACACAGCAGACUCCAAGCUACGAUCCCGAGGCAAACGAAAACCUGCGAUACGCCACAACAAGCCAAUUACGAAGAGCAACAUGAUGAUCAAAGGGACUUGGAGGAUCAAGAGGAUUUGCAGAUCCGCAUUCAAACAUUGUCAGCAGAACUCCAAAAAACACAGGCUGAUUUGGAAGAGACUACAGCAGAGGGGCAAAGACUGCAAAGCGAACUGGUCCAGUCUGAAAGCAGAGGGGACGAGGUGGAGAGGAGAACAUCUCAUUUAGCCAAAAUGCUUUUCAAAGUCUCUGAUGAAUCGUCUCAGCUCCAGGAGACGAGGAAGGAGUGUGACGCUCUGAAGGCGCAUGUGAAGGAUUUGCAGAACAAAGCAACACUUGUGGUCAGAGAGAAAACGGAAGCGCUGGUUCUAAAGGCUCGACUGGAGGAACAGUACAACAUCCUGACUGCGCAGCUCAAAGCUAAGACUGUGGCUCUCCAGGAGCUGAACUCGGAGUACAUCAGUUUGAAGCGAGGCCAGGCCAACAAAGAGGAUCUUAACACCGUUCUAGUCUCCGUACAAACCCGUUACCAUGACGUCAGAGCCAAGUAUGAUGCUUUACUACAUUCCAAAAGUCAGGCUGAUAUGGAUGUAGCGCCUCUAAAGGCCAAGCUGUCGUGCUUGGUGCUGAAAUGUCAGGAGAGGAACAACAUUUUGGUUCAAAUGACAAAACUCCUGCAGAAACACGGCGGCCUGGACUACAUCCUCAAGCAGCAAGUGGAACAGUUGCUGUCAGACCCGGCUCUCCACAGCUACGCCUCCGCUUUCCCCACCGCCUUCACCCCAGAAAUAAGAGUCACAUUUGAGGAAACCAAACGGCUCACUCAAGAUCAGCGCAGUUCCCCGAUAAGCACAGUCAGUCCUCACCAUAACAGGUACGGGGGCAGUCCAAGUCCAAGCAGCUUUGCAAAUUCGCCCAGAGACUGCAUAAGUAAGGCGAGCCAUGAGUCUGGUUCAAGACACAAAGCCUCCUCCCCAAGGUACAUUUCUCCACUGCCAGAGCAUAGAGAAGAGGGGUCUGCUGUCAAAGAUAACACUCAGCUUCUUCUAUCUCCUACAAACCAAAGAAGACAACAACUCUAUAAUGCUAGUACCUUGGUGGAAAAGAAAGCUCUUUCACCAAAUGCAGUCUCACCCAUUCAACAAAAGAGAGAAAUGCUGGGCUCCACAUCCCCGGCGGCAUCACAGAAAAACAAUUCAAAUUCAACAGUGGUGCAGCAUCACUUUCCCCCAAGAUCUCGCAGAGGAUUCGGGCAGAAGGCCAUCGGAUUUCAUCAGUUAAACAUGAAAGCCAAGUCCUCCCCAGACCUGAGCCGGUCUGAGUACAGCGGCUUCUGCUCCAGCACCGGCUCUUCCUCCUCCCUCAUCUUUGGUUCCAACACCAGGCUGAGCAGUCCAGAAAAGAUCAUGAGCCUCCAGGAGCAACUGCAGAAGACUUUAAUCAGCAGCUUCCAGGUACAUGCCUAUCUGAAGAUGUACGACACGAUACCAUAA
Messenger RNA from Knipowitschia caucasica, 3789 nucleotides. Lineage: Eukaryota; Metazoa; Chordata; Actinopteri; Gobiiformes; Gobiidae. The record is from the annotation of a GenBank genome assembly.